Molecule: messenger RNA, 1143 nt
Organism: Vanderwaltozyma polyspora DSM 70294
Lineage: Eukaryota; Fungi; Ascomycota; Saccharomycetes; Saccharomycetales; Saccharomycetaceae
Gene: CSA1
Product: Csa1p
Exons: 1
Coding region: 1-1143 (380 amino acids)
Source: RefSeq, a predicted model, not a curated record
AUGUUGGAUUCGUUGAAAGGAUUCGUUGAUGAUUUCUUUGGUAAAGGGAAUCAGGAUUAUGAUGAAGAUGAUGGUAGGAAAAGAGAUUAUGGUGAAUUGAGUGAAUUACGAGACAGGAGGAAGAGAAGAAGAGCUGUUGCAGCUAAGGAGCGUAAUAGGAUGUUGAGAAUGAAACGAGGUGAUCCUGGUGUUGCAGAUGAGAUCUAUAGCAGGUCUCGUGGUUCCAGAGUUCAACAUCGGAGCUUGGAAGGAGGUGUUCAUAAACCAAGAAAUAGCGAUAGUGCUUCUGCUAGUUCUGCUGCUAACAAUUAUAAUGGUGGGACAAGAAGAAGACAAUACAGGGAAGUUUCUCCGGAAUUUGUUACUGGUGUACCACCAAGAAACAAUGGACGACUAAGAACUUUGGUAAAUUCUAUAAAAUCUGUAUUCUCCAAUGAUACCCAGGAAUUGAAUAUGAUGCAAAGGGCUUCUGAAAAUUUGAAUGUGUUGGUACCUGUAAGCCCUGCUUUAUCUGAGAGAGAAGAGAGAAUGUUGAUACAGGAUAGGAUCAUUAGAAGUGAAGUGUUUAGAAAAAAACUGAUGGAAAAAAGACAUGAUGAUGUACUAUUAGAACAAUUGAAAAGAGGGCGUAGUAAAACUGUUGACACUCCUGGGUACGUAUCAAGUAGUAAUUUGAAUAUUACUAAUGAUCAAGUAACGCUUUUACAAAAGAAGAUAGAUGAUAUGGAGGAAAAAAUAACGUCUUUAACAAAGGAGUUACAAAUAAGUAAGAAAAAAUUGAAAUUUGCUAAAGAAAAAAAUUUGUUAUUACAAUCAUUGUUGGAUGAUGCAAAUAUAGAUAGUGAAUAUGUGAAAUCAAGAAGAGAUAUAAAAAAUUUACAAAAGGAAAACUUGAUACCAGAAACAGAUCUCCCACCAUCGCCAAAAAGAACAGUCAAUCCAUUAUUCACAUCAAGUCCGAUGCGUAAACCUACCAUAGAGGCAAAUGAGGAUGAUGACAUGAAUACUGGCGAUAUAGGUCCUGAUGAGUUUUAUAGCAAAUAUCCUAAGAUUCCAGAGACGGAAACAUUGACACAACAUGGCAAAGAAAAGUCAUUGUCACCUAUUAGAAUUGACUAUUCGAAAUACUCGUCGCCACGUUAA